Molecule: messenger RNA, 2267 nt
Organism: Hippopotamus amphibius kiboko
Lineage: Eukaryota; Metazoa; Chordata; Mammalia; Artiodactyla; Hippopotamidae
Gene: KPNA4
Product: karyopherin subunit alpha 4
Exons: 17
Coding region: 66-1631 (521 amino acids)
Biological process (GO): NLS-bearing protein import into nucleus
Cellular component (GO): nucleus; nucleoplasm; cytoplasm
Molecular function (GO): nuclear import signal receptor activity; protein binding
Source: RefSeq, a predicted model, not a curated record
UGCGGCGUGGUGGUUGGGGCGGAUCCCGCGGGGCCCGGGCGGGGGCAGGAGUCACCGGCCCGGCCAUGGCUGACAACGAGAAAUUGGACAACCAACGGCUCAAGAAUUUCAAGAACAAAGGCCGCGACUUGGAGACUAUGAGAAGACAACGAAAUGAAGUUGUAGUUGAGUUAAGGAAGAAUAAAAGAGAUGAACAUCUCUUAAAGAGAAGGAAUGUACCACAUGAAGAUAUCUGUGAAGACUCUGACAUAGAUGGUGAUUAUAGAGUGCAAAAUACCUCUCUAGAAGCUAUUGUUCAAAAUGCUUCAAGUGAUAACCAAGGAAUUCAAUUAAGUGCAGUUCAAGCUGCUAGGAAGCUUUUGUCCAGUGAUCGAAAUCCACCAAUUGAUGACUUAAUAAAAUCUGGAAUAUUGCCUAUUUUAGUCCAUUGUCUUGAAAGAGAUGACAAUCCUUCUUUACAGUUUGAAGCUGCAUGGGCUUUGACAAACAUUGCAUCUGGAACCUCUGAACAAACUCAAGCAGUAGUUCAGUCCAAUGCUGUGCCACUUUUCCUGAGGCUUCUCCAUUCACCCCAUCAAAAUGUCUGUGAGCAAGCAGUAUGGGCAUUGGGAAAUAUCAUAGGUGAUGGGCCACAGUGUAGAGAUUAUGUCAUAAGUCUUGGAGUUGUGAAACCUUUACUUUCCUUCAUAAGUCCAUCUAUUCCUAUAACAUUCUUAAGAAAUGUUACUUGGGUUAUGGUCAACUUAUGUCGCCACAAAGACCCUCCGCCCCCAAUGGAAACCAUUCAGGAGAUUCUUCCAGCUCUUUGUGUUUUAAUUCAUCACACAGACGUAAAUAUAUUGGUAGAUACAGUCUGGGCCCUCUCUUACCUUACUGAUGCUGGCAACGAACAGAUACAGAUGGUAAUAGACUCUGGAAUAGUCCCUCAUUUGGUUCCUCUGCUCAGCCACCAGGAAGUUAAAGUUCAGACAGCAGCACUUCGAGCUGUGGGCAACAUUGUUACUGGAACUGAUGAGCAAACACAAGUAGUUUUAAACUGUGAUGCUCUCUCUCACUUCCCCGCACUCCUGACACAUCCCAAAGAGAAAAUUAAUAAGGAAGCAGUGUGGUUCCUCUCUAACAUCACCGCAGGAAAUCAGCAGCAAGUUCAGGCAGUAAUUGAUGCCAAUCUUGUACCAAUGAUAAUACACCUUUUGGAUAAGGGAGAUUUUGGCACUCAGAAAGAAGCUGCAUGGGCCAUAAGUAACUUAACAAUUAGUGGAAGGAAAGAUCAAGUGGCCUACCUAAUCCAACAAAAUGUUAUCCCACCUUUUUGCAACUUGCUGACUGUAAAAGAUGCACAAGUUGUGCAAGUAGUACUUGAUGGACUAAGUAAUAUAUUAAAAAUGGCUGAAGAUGAGGCAGAAACCAUAGCCAAUCUUAUAGAAGAAUGUGGAGGACUGGAGAAAAUUGAACAACUUCAAAAUCAUGAAAAUGAAGACAUCUACAAAUUGGCCUAUGAGAUCAUUGAUCAGUUCUUCUCUUCAGAUGAUAUUGAUGAAGAUCCUAGCCUUGUUCCAGAGGCAAUACAAGGUGGAACAUUUGGUUUCAAUUCAUCUGCCAAUGUACCAACAGAAGGGUUCCAGUUUUAGAAAGAUGUUGUGGAAGUUAGGUACAAUGCAGCACUGAGAUAUAUAUAUAUAUAUACAUAUAUAUAAAAAGGUUUGAUCCAUCAAGCUUGGCUCAUGGGAUCUGCUGCUGCAUUAAAUCGGGAAAGAAAAUGUGAAGAUUUCAUUUGGAAUCACAGAAAAUGCCCAAAUGAGGUCAAGAUGGCGAGUGGGUGCGAGUGAGAAUGAGUGGCAAAAUGUAACGAAAACUUUACAUGAAUGCUUAUUUAGGUUGUUCAAAGUAAAAAGGGCUACAGGUCACAGAUCUUCAGUGCCUGAGAAGGAACAUUGACUUUAUAUCAAUUGAAGGGAAAGUGCAGUAAUGUCAUCUUCAAGCCUUGUAAGCAUAAAAGAGAAUAGGAUGCCCAUAUAAGUCAAAGGAAAAUGAGCCCAGGCCUUGCUAUGAAGCAGUGUGUGAAUGGACAAUGUUGAAUGAAUGUCUGGCUCAGUGAUAGACAGCCAGGUUCAUCUUUCAAAUCUAGGGCUCUUCAUUCAUGAAGCUGACUCCUAGUCCUGGAGUGACUGUGUACGAGAGUAUGGUUGUGGUGCUGUAUGUGAACGCAUGCAAGCUUGAUUUGCCUUCAGGGGGCUGAUAACAAACCUAGUAAAUCAUCACAGUGA